GUUCCUACUUUGAUCAUCAUCCAUGUCUGCCGCGUAUUCUGUCGUUCUGGACCGUGAUGGAGAAGAUUCCCUUCAAUCCAUGUUUCUCUGGUUGAAGAGAUGCCAUACAUGUCCUUUCGAGACAUAUUCAUACCCAUCAUAUAUUUCAUGUUCUACUUUGGCUAACGCUAGCACUACUAGUAUAAUCUCGUGUCUUACUGACGGAGCAGAUUAGCGACGCUCUAGACUACUGGACAAAAACCAUUUGGAACUCUGGCUUAACACAGGAUGGCAUAUAACAAUAAUCGAUUGCACAGUCUCCUGAAUGCCAUCCUGCAUGCUAUAGCUUGUGACGCGAAAUAGAACCGUUUUAAGGGUAAACGAUCCCCCAACCAGCGGUUGGUUUUUUCAAUCCAAGAUUGGCAGCUCGAUGAGGACCGAAGUUACCAUCGGGCUUAGUGUUUUCGAAGAUGAUCUCUG
This is a messenger RNA of Guyanagaster necrorhizus, 459 nucleotides long. RefSeq lists its product as uncharacterized. The record is from RefSeq and is a predicted model, not a curated record. Bases 23 to 214 code for a protein of 63 amino acids. Lineage: Eukaryota; Fungi; Basidiomycota; Agaricomycetes; Agaricales; Physalacriaceae. The transcript has 5 exons.